Messenger RNA from Aethina tumida (small hive beetle), 1588 nucleotides. Its product is annotated as G-protein coupled receptor Mth2. Gene Ontology annotation, biological process: cell surface receptor signaling pathway; G protein-coupled receptor signaling pathway. Lineage: Eukaryota; Metazoa; Arthropoda; Insecta; Coleoptera; Nitidulidae. The transcript is spliced from 7 exons. The record is from RefSeq and is a predicted model, not a curated record. Bases 221 to 1456 code for a protein of 411 amino acids. Gene Ontology annotation, cellular component: membrane. Gene Ontology annotation, molecular function: G protein-coupled receptor activity.
UGGAUUAAACCAUUUAAGAAUAAAUAGAAGGCGUCAUACGUAAAUAAAGACUUAAGAGAACCACAACCAGAGGCACACGACCACAACUGUUUCCUAGCGAAGCGGCUAGAUCAGUUUAGUGCGACGUGAAACGUUAAGUGCGAAACAUGUAAAAAUCUGAUGCGUACCAUAGAGUAUAUAUUUUAAAUGUGUACUUCCAGUUUGGUGCAUCCAAAUUAAUAUGAGAUUCAUAACAAUAAUCUUGAUAUAUCUAAUAACGACCGUUUGUGCACAAAUCCAAGGGAAGAAAUGUUGUGCUACUGGACCCAACGAACUUUAUGAGAGUUCCUGUAAAAACGGUGAUUCCGUGGAUAUAGUCUGCGAUGCCAGUGUUAUUGAGUUCACCGUCGAAGAAUUGGGCUCAGUUACCAUCGAUGCUGAAGGUAACUUGGCCUCCGACGCGUUCGACGAAGCAUUCUCAAUACAACACUACUGUGCCUUGGAGACAAACGGCACAAAAUCUUAUCUGUUGUGCUACACAGAAGAUAGUAUUCAUAGUGUUUCGUUGACGAUAAACGAAAUCACCUGCUUCAUAUCGAUAUUCUUCAUAAUUUUAACAGUGACAAUAUAUUGCACCGUUCCGGAUCUGCUAGACCUUCAAGGUAUCUGUAUGGUCCACAGCAUAACAAACUUGGCAAUCGGUUAUUUUAUGUUAAUCUGCAUAAAUUUAAUCUACAUGUCUGGAGAGUUGUGCACCAUUGCGGGUUAUACCAUGUAUAUGGCAAUGAUGUGCGCAUUUUUCUGGCUCAACAAUUUGUCCUUUCACAUCUGGCGGACUACAGUGAAUCCAUCUUGUAUAAUUUUUAAACGAAACGUUAAUUGGAAAUUAGUUUUUUACAUUUACGGAUAUGGAGGGCCCAUAUUGAUGUUAUUCCUAAUAUUAAUCAUUCAUAAUGGAGGCCACUCACGCACCCACGAAUUGCAUCCGGGAGUAGGCGAGGCUCAGUGCUGGUUCAAAUCUGUCACCACGACUAUGUUGUAUUUUGGAUUACCCAUUGGCACGAUUUUAACAGUCAAUCUUGUCCUCUAUAUUUGGACCGCUAUAGUUUUGUGGCGGCAAUUGAGAAAUGUCGACGAGAAGGAAACGAAAGUGUUGCAGUACAGGGCGAAAAUGUGUGCCAAACUGUUCAUAGUCAUGGGAUUGACAUGGUUCCUGGAACUGGUUUCCACUUUCGUCGAAUCAAGGACUAGUAAAUACACAGUUUAUUUCAUAAUUUCAGACAUAGUAAACGGAUUGACGGGAUUAUCUAUUUUUCUGAUAACUGUGGUGUUUCGUAAAAAAGUAAUCAGAGGAUUAGCGAACAAACAAUUGUGCUGUAGAUAUAAAUUGCCAGCGGAUUGGAAACGAGCGAGAGACAGCGAAAUUGAACAUCUGCAACAAUCAGAAGAGGAACAUUCGCUUCAGUUACAAACAUAAUCAUUUUAUUGUACGUUGAAUGGAAACAUUAAGAAUAAUUUUACAAUUAUUGUGUCAAGUACUUAACAAACCAAGACUAACUUGCUGACAAUAUGUACAUUUUACCUUUAUUAAAUAUAAUCGUUAAAACAA